Sorghum bicolor (sorghum) is the source of this 1038-nucleotide messenger RNA. Its product is annotated as putative disease resistance protein RGA1. The transcript has 3 exons. The record is from RefSeq and is a predicted model, not a curated record. Bases 1 to 1038 code for a protein of 345 amino acids. NCBI's taxonomy places the organism in Eukaryota, Viridiplantae, Streptophyta, Magnoliopsida, Poales, Poaceae.
AUGGGAGAGCUGGAGAAGUUGGACCUAGGUGGUCAGCUAGAGCUAAGACGGCUCGAAAAUGCGACAGGAGCAGAUGCAAGAGCAGCAAGUCUUUGGGACAAGAAAAGUCUGGAAGAACUAACAUUAAGAUGGUCUGAUGGUCAUGACAAGGAUGCAGAUAAGGAGGUGCUGGAAGGUCUCAGACCUCAUGAUGGGUUGAAGGCUAUGAAGAUGUAUUGUUGCGGGAGCAGUAGUAUUCCUGCAUGGAUGCUUGAGCUGCAGGGCAUGGUGGAGCUCGCGUUAGAAGAUUGCCAAAAUCUUGAGAAGCUUCCUGCACUUUGGCAGUUACCAUCCCUCCAAUUUCUUUACUUGAGCGACCUGCAAAAUUUAUAUUGCUUGUUCAGCGGUGGUGCUCCCUCCAAGUUUCAGAAACUGAAGAGGAUGGCCUUAAACAAAAUGCCAAAGUUUGAGACGUGGUGGGACACGAAUGAGGUGCAAGGAGAAGAUCCGCUAUUUCCCGAGGUUGAGUAUCUGAGGAUCAGGGAUUGUGGAAGCCUCACAGCAUUACCAAAAGCAUCGGUGGUUGUUAAACAAUCUUCUGGCGAAGAUGACACCGAGUGCCGCUCCACGUUUCCAGCAUUGAGAGAGAUGGAGUUAUAUAAUUUGAAGAAGUUUCACAGAUGGGAGGCAGUUGAAGUUGAAGGAACUACUCUAGGAGAACAAGUAACAUUUCCUCAGCUUGAGAAACUAGUAAUUUGGAAUGACUCAGGGCUGACUACUUUUCCUGAAGCACCAAAGCUAAGUACGUUAGACCUACCGGACUGCUGCAGUGAAGAAGCAUCCCUACAGGCGGCUAGCAGAUAUAUUACUUCAUUGUCCAGUCUGAAACUGAAGGCGUCAUACAAUUCAGACAAUUCGAUUGAAGUUGUGCUAUCACAGUUGAAAAUCUGUUUCUGCCAUGGUCUAGUCUACUGGCCAGAAAGUCUGUUCCAGUACCUGGAUGAUUCGAACCCGCGGACGGAGACUGCACAAAGAAGUAGAGAUUGCAUGUUUGAGUAA